AUGACGGGAGAGAAAUAUUGCACUCGCUGUAGAAGGAACGAACAUUUGGACAGCGAGUGUAACAUGGGUGGACGAGCGGUCAUGAGGCCACCAAACGUGGGAAGGAUGCAGCCAGGAAGGGGAGGCCGAGCGCAAGCAGUAGGAAGAGUCUAUGCAAUAACGGGCGCUGAAGCUGCCAGUUCAGGUACACUCAUAACCAGUACCUGCUUGUUAUAUGGAAUGCCCUGUUGCGUAUUGUAUGAUUCGGGGGCAACCCACUCCUUCAUCUCGAAGGCGUGCGUUGAGAAACUGGGGUUAGCGGAGAGUGAGAUGCAGUUCGACUUGGUGGUGUCAACCCUAGCGGCUGGUGAGGUUAGGACAUCUACAGUGUGCGUCAGAUGUCCUAUUGAGGUAGAAGGGCGUAGAUAUAAGGUAAACCUCAUCUGUUUACCUUUAAAAGAGUUAGAAGUGAUCUUAGGAAUGGAUUGA
Molecule: messenger RNA, 468 nt
Organism: Vigna umbellata (rice bean)
Lineage: Eukaryota; Viridiplantae; Streptophyta; Magnoliopsida; Fabales; Fabaceae
Source: RefSeq, a predicted model, not a curated record